This is a messenger RNA of Eriocheir sinensis (Chinese mitten crab), 6717 nucleotides long. RefSeq names its product xanthine dehydrogenase/oxidase-like. The record is from RefSeq and is a predicted model, not a curated record. Lineage: Eukaryota; Metazoa; Arthropoda; Malacostraca; Decapoda; Varunidae. Gene Ontology annotation, molecular function: iron ion binding; oxidoreductase activity; FAD binding.
UCAGUGUUGGUGUGUUGUGGUGAAAAGUUGAGUCAAGGAAGAAGCCACGAUGUCUUUGACCCUCACCAUCAACGGAAAGCAGUAUGAAGUCGGGGACGCCUCGCCCACCACACGGCUGGCCUCGUUCCUGCGUGACCAGGGGCUGCUGGGCACUCGCACCACCUGCUACUCUGGGGUGUGCGGCGCCUGCACCGUGGUGGCCACCGUCACGGACCCCAACACCGGGGCCUCCAGGACCAUGACCAUCAACGCCUGCCUUGUGCCGGUGCUGGCGUGCGUGGGCUGGGAGCUGACCACCAUCGAGGGGCUGGGCAACAAGUAUGACGGCUACCACGCCAUUGAGAAGCGCCUCACCGAGUACUCGGGGACGCAGUGUGGCUGGUGCACCCCCGGCAUGGUCAUGAACAUGUAUGGGCUGUCCCAGAGCAAGGCCCAGUGGACGUCCGAGGAGGUGGAGCACCAGCUGGACGGGACGAUGUGUCGCUGCACUGGCUACCGCCCCAUCCUGGAGGCCUUCAAGUCCAUCACGCCGACGGAUAUUGAGGAUGCCCACAAGACAAGGUGCUCCUCUGCUGGCAAGGAAUGCUGCAGGAAGAAGCAACAGGAGAGGAAGGCAGCCAAGAAGCAACAGCGUGUUCCCCGCUCCCUGCAGCUCAAGGCGUCCACCUGGCACCAACCUACCACACUGCAGGAGCUGCUUGACAUCCUGGGUGGCCUUCCUGACGGGACAAGCUACACGCUGGUCUGUGGCAACACUGCCCAGGCCCUGUACGGUGGGUCAUACACUGAGUACAUCUACACGGGCGACAUCCCAGAGAUGAGUGUUGUGCAGCCGUCUACCGAGGCUCUUGUGUUUGGUGCCAAUGUCUCCAUCACUCGCCUCAUGGAACAGUUCGCCAGUGCCAGUGCCUCCCUGGCAGGGUUCAGCUAUGUCAGCCAGCUGGCAGAGACCUGGAAGUACCUUGCCAACACCUCCGUCAGGAAUCUGGGCAGCUGGGCAGGAAACCUUGCCACCAAAGUGAAUCACCCUGAUUUCCCAUCUGACCUCUUUGUGGGUUUGCUGGCCGCCGGUGCCAUCGUCACAACAGUGAGCACCGACGGCAGCAGCAGCCAGCACACCCUGGAGCAGCUGCUGGCGCUGGACCUGGUGGGCAGCCGUCAGGUCAUCCUGGAGCUGCGUCUGCCGCCGCUGGGUGAUGAUGUUAUCUUCAGGACCAUCAAGGUGCGGCCAAGGACCACCACCGCCCUGGCUGACGUCACUGCCGGCUUCAAGCUGAGAGUAGACACAGCUGCUGCUCACACCGUGCUGGACACGCCCGUCAUUGUUUACGGCGGCAUCAGUCCAACCUUUGUUCGGGCCACAGCCACGGAGGCGGCCCUGGCAGGGAAGAGCCUGGAGGACGAGGCUGUGCUGCAGGAGGCCCUGGCAGCGUUGGCCUCCGAGGUUGUGCCUGACAGCCAGCCGGCUGGGACCACACCAGAGUACAAGGUGUCCCUCACCCAGACACUGCUGUACAGGACGGUGCUGGGCAUCCUCGGUGACACGGCCAGCAGUGCAGUGCUGAGUGGCGGCAGCGACCUGCAGCGCCCCGUGUCCAGUGCACAGCAGAUCUUCCCACCGAACGCAGACACAUGGCCCGUGGGAGAACCCGUGCCCAAGAUUGAGGCACCCAUCCAGUGCAGUGGCGAGGCAGAGUACACCCAACAGUUCCCUGCCCUGCCCGGAGAGCUCUAUGGCCUCUUUGUCACCUCCACACAGGCCAACGCACACAUUGCCUCCAUCGAUGCCUCGGCUGCCCUGGCCAUCUCAGGGGUUGUGGCCUUCGUGAGUGCUGCCGACAUUCCCGGCGUCAACAACCUCCUGUCCUUUGCUGCUUUCUCUGGGCCUGAUACCACUCAACCUGUGUUUGCCAGUGACCGCGUCGGCUACUAUGGCCAGCCGCUGGGCCUGAUUGUGGCUACCGGCCGAAGUGCAGCAUAUGCUGGCAGGGCGGCCGUUCAAGUCACCUACGAUGACAUCCAGCCCCCCGUCCUGACCGUCCAAGAGGCGCUCGCCCAGCCUCUCCCACCCAACCAGUACUCUCCAGUUGUUGUGGGUGACGUGGCAGCUGGGUUUGCUGCCUCCACCCACAUCAUUGAGGGAGCCAUGGAGAGGGGCGGACAGUUCCACUUCCACAUGGAGACUCAGGUGACGGUGGUGAACCCGACCGACAUCGGCUUUGAUGUGCACAGCUCCAGCCAGUGGUUGUCGGAGACCCAGCAAGCCAUCGCCCAGGUGCUGGGCAUCCCAGACAACAAGGUGAAUGUGUCCUGCAAGCGCCUGGGUGGAGCCUUUGGGGCCAAGAUUGACCAGUGUAACAUUGUGUCUACGGCCGCCGCUGUGGCCGCCUACAAGACACGCCAGCCGGUGCGCCUCCAGCUGAGCCUGAGUGACAACAUGACCAUCAUUGGCGGCAGGGAACCUUACUUCUGCACAUACAAGGUCGGGGUUGAUGAUGCUGGGGUGCUGCAGGCCAUCCAGGCGACCCUGACCGCAGACUCUGGCUACCUGGGUGUGGAUGUGAGCAGUCCUGGGGCGGUGGUCACCCUGCCCUCCUGCUAUGCCUGCCCCAACUGGGAGCUCACGCCCCAGUAUGUCCUCACCAACACCCCGAUCACCACCUGGUGCCGCACCCCUGGCACAGUGGAGGGCAUCACCUUUAUGGAGAACAUGAUGGACCACGUGGCGGCACAGCUGGGCCUCGACCCGCUGGAGGUGCGGCAGAAAAAUCUCAUGCCCGAUGGCAGCACAAGGCACAUCAACAAGCAGGUCAUCCAAAUCCGCUCCCGCAUGGCUAUCAAAGACCUGGAGGAUGUGCCAGAAAAGGUGACCGUUCCCAGGAACCUCAUCUCAGACAUGAUCACCCAGUUACUGACCACUGCGGAGGUGGAGCAGCGCAGUGCAGAGGUGGCUCAGUUCAACCAGGACAACUUGUGGAAGAAGCGCGGCCUGCAUGUGACGCCAAUGCUGUGGCCGUACAUGGUGAGCCCAGUGUACCCCUUCAGUGUGCUAGUCACCCUCAGCGCUCGGGACGGCUCCGUAACCAUCACUCACGGCGGGGCGGAGAUGGGCCAGGGACUCAACACCAAGGUGGCGCAGGUGGCGGCCUACGAGCUUGGCAUCCCUCUGAACACCAUCAACUUCCUGCCGUCCAACACGCACAGCAACGCCAACAGUUCUGUCACUGGCGGCUCCCUCGGCUCAGACAUCUGCUCUUACUGCGUCGGGGAGGCGUGCAAGAUGAUCAAGGCUCGUCUGGACGCCUACCAGAUAGAGGCCGGCCUGGUGGACCCCACGUGGCAGAAGCUGGUCUCUGACGCUUACUUCAGUGGCGUUGACAUCUCCGAGCGAUAUGUGAAUGGCAGCGGUGAGGUGGAGAGCUACGCGGUGUUUGGCGUGGCCUGCUCUGAGGUGGAGCUGGACGUCCUCACGGGGCAGUUCCUGGUGAAGCGCACUGACAUCCUGGAGGACGCCGCGUGCCUCAGUCCCCUGGUGGACAUCGGGCAGAGAGGAGCCUUUGUGAUGGGGCAGGGACUCUUCACCACCGAGAAGGUUGUCUUUGAUGCCACCAGCGGCAAGAGGCUGACUGACAGUACCUACCACCUCCCCUAUGCCCUAGACAUCCCGGCAGACUUCCGCGUGACUCUCCUUCAGGAUGCUCCCAACCCUGUCGGCGUGCAGUCCUCCAAGGUGACGUCUGAGCCGCCGCUGUGCCUGUCCUACUCAGUUCUAGCAGCGCUGCGUCAGGCCGUGACCAGCGCCAGGCAGGACGCAGGCACCACCGGCUGGUUCCAGAUGGACACUCCGAUGACCACUGAGAGCCUGCAGCAGCUGUGUCUUGUGGAUGCUGCUCGCCUCACCCUUGCCUAACACCCUCCUCCACCCCUGCAUGCAUCGGAGGCUGUGAGAAAGGAAGAGCUGUGCAGGAGAUGGGUUAUGCAUGCAAGAGUGGGAGAUGCAGACUGGAUUGGGAAAUGGUAAAACAAAAAAAAGGAAGAACUGCACAUGAAAUGGGUUAUGUAUGUAACAGUGGGAGUGCAAACUGGAUUAGGAAAUGGUAAAACAGGAGAAGGUUUUGCAUGUGAGAGAGGAAAGUGCAGACUGGAAUAGGAAAUAGUAGAACAGAGAAAGAAAGAGCUGUGCAUGAGACGGGUUAUGCAUGUGAGAAUUGGAAAUACAGACUGGAUUAGGAAAUGGUGAAACAGGAGAAGGUUAUCCAUGUGAGAGAGGAAAGUGCAGACUGGAUUAAAAAAUGUUAAAGCAGAGUUCAUUGAGGUGACUUGGAAAUGUCAUGAGAGUACAGAAGGAGGAUUUUGUGAAGGGCUUUUGAGUCUGAGAUAGAAGGGCAGAAGCUAUUGGGACAGCUCAGGAUGUUCUUAGUACAUUUAAAGGUUUAUUUGAGUGCAGUGUGAAGGGGAUGAGAAGGACAGGAAUGGAACAAUACAAAAAGGAGAGAGGCUGCUAUGAAAAUUCAGGAUGUUCUCGGUAAAUUUUGAGGUUUAGUUAAUUAAUUGCAAUGUUAAGGGGAUGAGGACAGGACAGGGACAGUGCAAAUCUUAGGGAAGGGAGACCAUCAGUAAGGUAGUGAUGGGGUUGAGGAAUACAUGAAGGGGCGAGAAUGUUGAAGAAAGGGAAUCUAUUAGCAAAGAGAACUGGAGACACUUCUGCCACAGCCAUCCCUUUGAGCAGAGUUCCCAGCACCAAGGCAAUAGAUAGAACACUUAGGACAGUAAUUUCCUAUCAAUAUUCAGUCUCCUUAUUUUUACAGUAAAGGAAACAGCUCAAGGGUAAACAUAAAGCCCAUACCCAUAGUUAGUUUAUCAGUUUAUUUUUCCCCUUUGAGCAGAGUUUCCAGCACCAAGGCAAUAGUUAAGUAGAUGAUAUAACACAAAUCCAAGGCCAUGUAUUCCCUAUCAAUAUUCAGUCUUCCAAAGCAGUGUUAGCAAGUUAUUCCAUUCAUCCCUUUGAGCAGAGUUCCCACCACCAAGGCAAUAGUUAAGUAGGUGAUAGAACAGUAAUUCGAGGUCAUGUUUUCCCUAUCAAUAUUUCGUCUUCCACGAGAGCUGGCGGAGAUUUUCCUUCAGGGGUGGACUCGCGGGCUUGGCAUCAUUGCUUGAGUGACGGUAACAACUAGGUCAAUACAACUAGGUGUCUGCGCCGCUCAUUGGCUGUUGUUUACUAGUUCUAAGCUGCACCAAUUUCGUUUGCCAUGACACAGCCUACUAUCUCUCGAGCUCUGUUACCUCUUAAAAUCAACACUAUUGGUAUAUAAAUGUAGUUAUUCUUAUAAUCGUUCUUCCUUAUGGCUAUUUAAUAGUUUAUUACCCACAAGUAAUAGAAACAUAUUUCAGGAUUAAUGAUAGGACGGACGAUGAAAGAAAAAAGAAGGUUCUUGCCUUAGGAGGCCAAUGUUUAUGUUAUGGCUGCAUAGCAUCAAUACACAUUAUGACUAAGCCAAGCUUAAAAAUAUACCAAGAAAUCUUACAAUAAAUGAGUUAUUUAAUUAAUGUCAUUGUGUAGACUGUAGCCUAGCACCUUGUAGUUGUAAAAAGUAUUAAAAAAGUCUAUCCUCAACAGUCGCUUCAGCAGCUGGACAUUGUACUUUAAUAGCAUUUUCCAUUUAGCGUAACCCGUUUCUGGGUCGUGAUCUGUAGAGUCCCUCAUAGAGUCCCGACAACCUAAGAUUUGGACGCCAUCAUUGGCCCUGUGUUUUCCCCGCGCUUUUCAAACACUAGCACACGGUCUCGCGGCGAAGACAGGGCCAAUAAUGGCGUCCAAAUCUUAGGCUGUCGGAACUCUAUCUAUCAAGGGACUCUACAGAUCAUGACCCAGAAACGGGUUACGCUAAAUGGAAAAGGCUAUUACACACAGCUCCAACUUAAUUUUGUUAUGAAUGUCGUUUCAGAUUUAUUUAUAAUAGUUCAAACGGCACACACUUAUGAAUAAAGAUAUUAUUGCAUUAGUUUUUAGCGGUACAAUCUGUCACCUUACUGCUCAAAAAGGGUUUUGGUAGGAAUUCAAAGACAAUUUUAUGCGCGUUGGAACAAGUUAAGAAUUGGCCAAUGAGCGCGCAGUACCGUCACCCAAGCAAUGAUGCCAAGUCCGCGAGUCCACCCUUUGAAGGCUUAGGCCCGCCAGGUCUGGUGGAACUGACUAUAGUAAGUUAUUCCAUUCAUCCCUUUGAGCAGAGUUCCAAGCACCAAGGCAAUAGUUAAGUAGAUGAUAGAACAUUAAUCCAAGGCCAUGUAUUCCCUAUCAAUAUCCAGUCUUCCAUAGCAGUGUUAGCAAGUUAGUUUAUUUUUCUGCAUAUUAUCUACACAGCAUUUUCUCCGAUUUAUAUAGCAUGUACUUCUUUUAAAUUAACUGCAUUGUCAAUUAUAUGGGAUAGAUUGAGCCGCUAGUGGUGGAGGGCCAUAUCAAUGUCCAAGGAAGGGUUUGUGAAGGUGAAAACAGCCCCAAAAUAUUACAUACUUUUAAGGCUCUGAUUAAUUUAUGUGUAACGUGUCUUUGGUUGCUUAAUUGACCUUUCCAAAGUACUCUGAACUCUCCUACCUAAAAAUAUAGUAUGAGAUGAAUUCAAGUGUAAUAUAUCUUUGAUCUUUGGUUGCUUAACUGAUCUUUGCAAAGUACUCUUGAGCCCUCCCACCUAAAAAAAAAAAAAAAAAAAAAAAAAAUAA